Messenger RNA from Sparassis crispa, 1581 nucleotides. RefSeq names its product Imidazoleglycerol-phosphate dehydratase. The transcript has 5 exons. NCBI's taxonomy places the organism in Eukaryota, Fungi, Basidiomycota, Agaricomycetes, Polyporales, Sparassidaceae. The record is from RefSeq and is a predicted model, not a curated record. Gene Ontology annotation, biological process: DNA alkylation repair; DNA repair. Gene Ontology annotation, molecular function: dioxygenase activity. Gene Ontology annotation, cellular component: nucleus. Bases 1 to 1581 code for a protein of 526 amino acids.
AUGGAAGACACAGACACACUCCUGGCGCUCUUGUCAAGUCUGCUAGAUCAUCCCAUCUCUGAUCACGCUGUACUGCUGGAUGCGCUCGUGAAACAUGACGGGAAUGUCGAGAAAGCUGCCCGUUAUCUGUCGCGGGAAAAUAUGCGAGGAAAGCGACAAGCGCAGAAGCGGAAGAGGACGGCCUCAUUGGAUGACUGGCUGAGCCCAUGCACGUCAGAAGCGUCUCCGUCUGGCACGCGUAGCAAGAACACGUCUAAGCUGCCCUCGAAACGCGCUGCUGCCGCAAGCUCUGCUUCUGCCAAGAGCGUCCAAGAUGAUUUAAUACCCUCGUCGUCCACCCGUAGAGCAUCUUCUUCGUCUCACGGCAAAACUUCCCGUGAGACAUCUAUAUCUCUCUCGGGAUCUCCAUGCAAGGUCAAACCUGUUACGAACAACGAGUUCAUGAACAUCCUUCGUCAUCCUAAUUCCAGUAAUUCGUCCAAGCCAGUACCUCCCAAAUUUCCGCCACUCACGUUAGGCACGCCCGUGCUUGUUUCUGAUCACACGCCAUGCACAUUACAUCCUUCUAUCUUACCGUCGGAGCUUGCCUGCCGGUUAUUUUACACCAUGAUGAACGAGAGCCGGGACUGGAAGAGAAAUAAAUGGUGGCUGUUUGACCGCGUAGUUGAAAGCCCGCAUCGGACGUCAUUUUAUGCUCGCGGUCCGGCUUCUGGAACAGAAAGUCCUGAUCUUCAAGAGGCUGCGCAAUAUUGGUAUAAUGGGCGUCCCACGGCCCCUCCUUCAGCAUUUCCUCCUGCCAUGGAAGAGGCAUGCGAGAUCAUCGAGCGAGUGGUGAACGGAGAGAUGGGCAGACGCAAGCGUUUUCCCUUGGAAUGGGGCGGCGCUCCUCCAGACAUAGAUAAUCCAGCAGAGGUUAUCUUGUGGCGAGCAAAUGUAGCUGCCGCGAAUCGCUAUGAAGGUACCAAAGAAAGCGUAGGAUUUCACUCGGAUCAAUUGACCAACCUGGGGCCAUAUCCUACCAUUGCGAGCUUGAGUCUUGGUACCAGUAGAGUGUUUCGCUUGAGAGAGGUGAUACCCAGUAAUGAAAAAGAUAAACGCAGUGCGAGGACGUACAACAUUCCGUUGCAGCAUAAUUCUUUAGUCAUCAUGCAUGCAUCUUGCCAAGAAACAUUCAAGCAUGCUGUACCUCCCCAAAAUACCAUUGACCUCUUCCACCCUCCGUUCCCUCCCCCUCCAUCGUUAUUCUCACCCGAAGAUGUUGAGGUGGCCUCUUCAAAUUCACGGAUCAAUAUCACGUUUCGAUUCUAUCGCCCGGAUUAUCGUGCAGAGCUGACUCCACGGUGUCGGUGUGGUGUGCCGUGCAUCCUCCGUCCGGACAUGAAGAACCGUUACACGGACAAUAAAGCCACCAGCGGUACGAGUGGCGAGAGGAAUGCGGAACCGCCAAGCACCAAGAAAGACAUCGUCGCUAAGUAUUGGUGGACAUGUUAUGCUGGAGCACAGAAUGAGGGGAAGGGUUGUAACUUUUGGAAGGUCAUGGAUGUGACGGCGGAGGGGAGAGGUCCGUUUGUGGAGAUUUGA